CUUCCUACUCCACUGGGUUUAUCAACACAAAAGUUUCUGAAUUAAGAGAAUAAGGAGAAGCCUUUCCUAACGAUCUGCAAGUCAUUCUCUUAAAGGAUUCAGAAAUCGAUUCUGAAAGGCAGAUCUGAAAAGCAGGCAAAUGUGGACCGUAUGACUUGAUAUAUGAUAGCCGACUGAAAACAGUCAAGUAAAUUACACCUACCCAUUGGUCACAGGAAUAAGUAAAAACAGUAACAGGAAGAUGGCAGCAGAAAAACCAAGAGUCCAUAAAAUCCAACUCCAACAGAAGUACUGGCUAAAGAACACAAGUAAAGCCAAGUUGCUGCAGCUUGGCGCAAUAUGCAUGGAUACGGUUACUGACCAAGAACACUAUUAUGACACCACUUUGCAUGAGCUAGCACAGGCUCAAACCUGGCUUUAUCAAAAAAACCAACAGUGGUAUCUCCUAGUAGAUUCUCAGAAACAGGAAACUAGAGACAAUGCAACAACCUUUGAAUUAUUAUCCCCUGAGAUACGGAAUCCUCCACAUUUGAACAAAACAGAAACCAGUCAAAAUGUCCAACUCAACACCCACAGUUACACCAAAAAUUUCCCAGAAAAGAAACCAACAGGAUUAGAACACACUACAAAGCAAGGUGAUCUGCAUUUUUAUUCUAACAAAGCAGCCCAGGCAAAUGUAUAUAUGGAACCUAGUUCAAUUUAUACUGAACUGGUAAUAGAAAGAGAGAUCAUUGCAUAUUUAGCACACUUUUUUCACAUAAAUUUGACAGAGGACGAAAGAAGCAUGACAAUGAAAGACUUUUUACGGUUGGUUGGAAUCCAACAUUAUGCAAGCAAUCACACUACCAAGCAGGUAACUUACACACUGUAUGGCAUUUAUACAAUUAUAAUACAAAGGGAUGAAAGGAUCCCCAAGGAGUCAAGUAUUAUACUGGUCGAUACGGACAUUCUAAAUGUUGCCAGAGGUUUUGAAAGAAUAGAAAAGUUAGCAAAUGAACUGGAGUUUCAACAACAAACACCGUAAGUCAAUAAAAACAAACCAUGCAUCAAGUCACAGAAAUUUGAAAAAAGAACUCAAGUUCAUGAAGGAUCAAUAUUGAGAUUAAUCAACUAUAAGAAAAUGCUUAACCUGUGUAUACUGUAUAAUACCAGAACAUAAAAACCUUGAAUUCAGAUUUUUCUUCAACUGAUUUUUAAAAACAUGGUUGUCAAAUCACCUAGUUUAAUUUUAUUUACUCCUUUUUAAAAAACUGCAUUGUUUGUAACACAAUCUUAUAAAUUUGAAAACACUGAUUGUGGUGGCAGCAAUAGCAACACUGAUGGUAUCAGCAUAGCUCUAUGAACAGCAUAUUUAGUUAACCACUGCUGUAGAGAAGGCAGAGGAGUGACAUAUUCUUCAGGGGUAAAAUAGUGUUUAAGAUGUUUAGUUUUUUAAAUUUUACAAGUAAUUGUGAGCAAGAUAUUUUUAAAAAUUAAUAAAUCUAUUCUAUCUAUUGAUGCCUUUGGAAGUACAGGGUCUCUUGGUUUAUAUCAAUCUUCAGAGAAGAAAAAGCCAUUUUAUUGAGGUAAACUUAUUCCAGAUGGCCUAUUUCUCCGGCAGAUGUAACAAGCACUGCAAAAAUGGUUCAAAGAGGCAACUUUAUUUUAGAAAAGGUUUCCUAUCAGUUAAGCUAUAGAUUGCACUAGUGUAGAAUACAGCAGGGUCUCUCUAUGUUGUCAUCACAAAGUACUUUGGAGGAGCAUGUGCAGACAGGCAAAGAGGCAGAAGAUGUUGGAAGACCGGGAAGAGAAAUUGUUUUGUUGUCCAAAUGACUAGUCCAGUGGAUAUUCGCCUGUGUACAUUAUGUAUACUUCUAGAAUUAACUCAUCUGUGGCAAAAGUAGUUUUCUGCCAAUCAGAUAUCAUGAAGUGACCUGAGUGAUCUUAUAGAAUUAUCGUUACCAAAACUGUUCUACUUUCAUAUGGCCACACAAAACCAACUUUCCCAGACAUAAGAGGCUUCUCUACACACAGAGCCACAGCAGUCAUAAUAUGCCCUGUUCUGGUCGCCAGCUAAUAGGAGCACCACCACUACAAAGAGAAAACUUAAUUUUUAGUUUUUGUAAAAAUUAAACUAUAAAUAAAAGGUAAAACUGUUACAGAAACAGUAAAAUGGCUUCUCUGUAAUAUUACAAAAGACAGAGGCAGUUUUUGAGCAUUAGCAAUAGACACAAAAGAUUAUAUUAAAGCAGUUAUAUAUUUAAAGUAUUAAAAAUUGAUUAGGCUGCCUACUCAUUUCUUUUUUAGCUCCGGAAGGAACCAUUUGCCAAAGUGGUUUUGUAGUUAUAACAGGCUAUAUAUUUAAAUUACCCAAGAAUAGAUCUUCCUAAAGCAAACGCAGAACCACAACUCCCAAUUUCUUUGACGUAUAUUUCAUGACAGCCCACACGGUGAAAGAUUUUACUAGAAAAAGAAAAAUCAGAGGUACAAUUUAAUAUGCUUUAUGGCUGUCGAGCAAUUAAAAAAAUUAAUCGCAAUUAAUCGCACUGUUAAACAAUAAUAGAACGUUUUCCACAUUUUCAAAUACAUUGAUUUCAAUUACAACACAGAAUGCAAAGGGUACAGUGCUCACUUUAUAUUAAUUUUAUUAUAAAUAUUUGCACUGUAAAAAUAAAAGAAAUUGUA
Molecule: messenger RNA, 2664 nt
Organism: Malaclemys terrapin pileata
Lineage: Eukaryota; Metazoa; Chordata; Testudines; Emydidae
Exons: 2
Coding region: 242-1024 (260 amino acids)
Biological process (GO): thiamine diphosphate metabolic process; dephosphorylation
Molecular function (GO): thiamine triphosphate phosphatase activity; magnesium ion binding
Source: RefSeq, a predicted model, not a curated record